AUGCAGCCAAACAAGACAAGGUGCCUUCAGUUAGAUCAGCUUCUUGUUGAGCCAUUGGUGUCAUUUCAUGUUUUCCUGAAGUUUUCCAGAGAGAUCCUGAACAAAUUGAUUCACGCAGUGGAGAUUAAUACCCGCGACCCCUCAAUAUCGGUGCGAAUAACUGCUUCUUGGGCUUUGGCAAACAUAUGUGAUUCUAUCCGGCACUGUAUUGAUACUUUUGCUUUGGAAGGCUCCACAGACUAUACUGCAGUCUCUGAAUUAGUGGCAUUACUAACUGAUUAUACUGAAAUGACAACACAUAACACCAAAAUGAAUCAUCUGAUAGUAUCAACCUAUUGUUCCAUUGCAAUAUAUGUAUAUAUGAGUUGGCAUGUUGUAUUGGCUUCUUGUACUGUAUAUACUACUGCAUUUGGGUUAGCAUUUAUAACUUGA
This is a messenger RNA of Humulus lupulus (European hop), 432 nucleotides long. RefSeq lists its product as uncharacterized. The record is from RefSeq and is a predicted model, not a curated record. The coding region runs from base 1 to 432 and encodes 143 amino acids. The transcript is spliced from 6 exons. NCBI's taxonomy places the organism in Eukaryota, Viridiplantae, Streptophyta, Magnoliopsida, Rosales, Cannabaceae.